AACGUUUUGUCGAUCAUCAAAAAAAAAAAUGGAGAUAGAACAAAGAGGAGACUUGAGUUCUUUAAAAAAUCCAGGCUUGUCAAGCAUAGAAGAUGAAUCAUUUAUGAUGUAUUCCCUGCUGUAUUCAUGUGUUUCAGUACUAUUUGGAAUAUCUGUGUUACUGAAAUUUCUUAACAGUGAGUUGCGACUUGGUUUUAGAUCUGUUUUGAGUUUGGUAAUUCUUUUUGUUGGAGAACCAUUAUGCCAGUUUGCUAUUCAGGGACAUAUGGGUUUUGCAGGAUUUGCCUGUGGUUGUUUGAUUUUGUAUGCAACUUUACCUGCAAGCCAUCUUGAUGCCAAAGAUAAAACUGUGCUUAUUACUGGUUGUGAUUCUGGUUUUGGACAUGCUUUAGCCAAGCACUUUGACCAGCUGGGGAUGAGAGUUUAUGCCACUUGUCACCAUGGGAACAGUGCAGGCUCCCACAUACUGCAGUCUACAUGUUCUUCAAGACUUAAGAUAUAUGAAAUGGAUGUCACUAAUGAGAAACAAGUAGAUAAGGUUGCAGAAAUGAUAGAAUGUGAUGUUGGAAAUGAUGGUUUGUGGAGCUUAGUUAACAAUGCUGGGAUCUGGUACUGUUCUGAAGCUGACAUGAUGUCCAUGUUACUGUUUAGGGAAGUAGUGGAAGUAAAUCAGUUGGGGACUAUUUAUGUUACUAAAGCUUUCCUACCUCUUUUGAAAUUAUCUCAAGGAAGACUUAUCUUCAUAUCAAGUGUAGUUGGAAGAAUGCCUUUGCCCCAUUUUGCUGCCUACAGCAUUGCGAAAGCUGCAGUUGAAGCUUUUGCUGAUGUUUUACGACAUGAAAUGAAAAAAUGGAAGGUUUCUGUAUCAGUAAUAGAACCUAACUGCUUUUAUACUGAAGCUAUUGUUCGUCGAGCAGAAGUUUUUCAAAAAGUCUGGGACCACAUGGACCACACAAAGAGAGAACAGUAUGGUCAAAAAUAUUUUGAUGCUAUUGUUCAAAAGUAUGAUUCCUUAGCAGUUACAUUUCCACAAGACCUGAGUCCAGUAAUACGCUGUGUUAAAAGUGCUUUGUUGUCUAGGAAGCCACGACCUAGAUACAUCACGGACCGAGGGGCUGAAUUCUUGAUGUGGUUACAUUCUGUCUUACCCACUUGGCUUGGAGAUAAGUUAGUGGAUACUGUUGACGUGGUUACUCCCAAGUCUAUCCGCCCUAAAACACUGAUGAGAUCAGCAGUGUAAGAAUAUUUUAGUCUACGUGGCUUGUAAUACAGUUGUAUCGAAUGAUCUCUCAAAAUUGAAUUACAUUAAUGUGUUUAAUUAUUAUAACCCGAUUUAGCUAUCUAGUGAAACGAUAGAAAUGAGAUAAUUAUAACCAACUACCCCACAUUGUUCUAACCCUGUAACUAAAACUAUUAGUACAAAAUAUUAUCAUUUUUAAGAAAAUACAUAAACAGUAAUGCAAGAAUGUGGGUUUGCAUUAGCUUAGGAUGGGAAGAAAAUAAAAGUAAAUGUGUGUGUGUGUGUAUUCUGUUUGUUUUUUUGUUUUGAGACUGUCUUCAUCUUCUUUCAACUUUGUAGGCAAAUAUAUUGAACUCCAAAAAUAUUUUAUUCUGCUGUAUACUAUAGCACAACAUUAGCAUUGUUUAACCCCCAAAAAAGUCUGCUUUUAUCUUGUAGACCAGUGAAAUAUGAAUAGUUUUUAAUUUCUGAAACAUUUUUAUGGAUGCUAAGAACUUAAUUUACUUCCCUCUGCUGUAGUAGUUUUUUAUUACAAUAAUACUGAUAAUAAGUUUAUUUAAUAUUUGCUGUUUUAACAAAUCUUAAGCUUGACAGUCUAAAAUUAAAUUUUCUGUGAUAACCCUUGUAUUUGAUUUAUCAAAACAAUAUCUUUUGCAUCAACAUCAGCAUUUGUUUUUCGAACUUAGGUUCAUUUUUGUUGUACUUCGAGAUUAUACCACCCAGUAGUACCCUAUUUUAAUAUUAACUUUCCAUUUAAGUCUACCAUGUGUAUUUUUUGUAAAGUGAUCAGAAAUAUGAAAGUCAAAAUAAUCACGGGCUUGUAAUUUAAGGUUGCGUAAAAAUAACAUGAUGUAUGAA
This is a messenger RNA of Limulus polyphemus (Atlantic horseshoe crab), 2098 nucleotides long. Its product is annotated as retinol dehydrogenase 3-like. Gene Ontology annotation, molecular function: oxidoreductase activity. Bases 29 to 1240 code for a protein of 403 amino acids. The transcript has 6 exons. The record is from RefSeq and is a predicted model, not a curated record. Lineage: Eukaryota; Metazoa; Arthropoda; Merostomata; Xiphosura; Limulidae.